AUGAUGAUUCUUUCUUCUAACAAUGUAUUAGUAAGGCCGCCCUUAGGAUCCACUGGUAUCUUGUUCGAGGCCGCCAUCGACGCAGAUCAAAGUUGUUUUAGGAGCACAAAUCAAGGCAGAGCGACAUGCUCUGUGUCUGAAUUGGGAGUAAUGUUGGCUUCGAGACCAUUGUUAAGCCCGAGAUUCAGCAAUCUCGAGAAACUGGGACUCUCUAAACUCAAAUCAGGACCUUCUCUUCAGCAACAUUAUCACCGGCCCUCAUUCAAUUGGCCUAUAAUCAGGUUAUCAACACUCUACAAGUCAGAAAAGACUCCAGAUACAUACAUACAUUUAUUUCGAAUUCGACAUUCUACUUGCAGCUGUUUCAUCAUAAACAUCUCUUACACGAUCUUAAGCGAUAUUACUAAGGGAAUCUUAUCCGACAUCUAUCUCAACAUGAUACCAGAGAAUGAGAAUCUUGCUCUCCCAACCGCUCGUGGACCCAUCCCCUACCAGACAAGAAGGCAACAACCAUCUUGGACUGAGAAGCAUAAAAUUACCUACUACAAAGUGGAGCUCAAGGACCUAUGGAGUGGAAGGGACAACCGUUUCAAGGAAAUGUCAUAUCAUGCUCCCAUCCGGGCUAACCACAGGCAAAUGAUAAUGGUGACUCCACAGUCGAGUCUGGUUUGUGGGGGUUUGGGGGCGGCGCUUGGAGGAUACCACAGCUGA
This is a messenger RNA of Morchella importuna, 711 nucleotides long. RefSeq lists its product as uncharacterized. The coding region runs from base 1 to 711 and encodes 236 amino acids. The transcript is spliced from 8 exons. NCBI's taxonomy places the organism in Eukaryota, Fungi, Ascomycota, Pezizomycetes, Pezizales, Morchellaceae. The record is from RefSeq and is a predicted model, not a curated record.